AUGACCACACUCACGAUGAUGACGACGUGCCGUUUGCUGUGCGCCCUGUUGGUGCUUGCCCUGUGCUGCUGCCCGUCCGUGUGCGCUGCGCCGGAUACGCCUGAAAAGCCUCCAAACACAACUACGACGACUACAUCACAGGCACCUGACCCUACAAAGUCUGGGCUUGGAGAUGAUGUAAACACCACCAGUCUAUCGCUCUCUUUGCCAGGGUCGCCAAGUAAGGAGCCCGUUGUGGAACGCGGAAAAACUGUUGGAGGGGAAGAAGGUUUGACCGGUCAAGAAGCGCCAACAGUUACGGAAGAUACGAAAGAAGUUAAGAACGGCACGACUGGGCCAAGAAGUGGCAACAACCCACCCGCAAAACAAACAAAUGAGGAGUCUGAAGCUUCAGCUCAGACAACGACAAAGACGACUACAACAAAGGCACCAACCACGACGACCACCACUACAACACAUGCACCAAGUACUACGACUACAGAGGCGCCAGCUGUGUCGACCACCCGCACACCGUCACGUCUUCGCGAAAUCGACGGCAGCCUCAGCGGCUCUGCGUGGGUGUGUGCCCCGCUGGUGCUUGCCGCAUCCGCGCUGGCGUACACCGCUCUGGGCUGA
Trypanosoma cruzi is the source of this 615-nucleotide messenger RNA. RefSeq names its product mucin TcMUCII, putative. Lineage: Eukaryota; Euglenozoa; Kinetoplastea; Trypanosomatida; Trypanosomatidae. The coding region runs from base 1 to 615 and encodes 204 amino acids. The record is from RefSeq and is a predicted model, not a curated record. The transcript has a single exon.